UUCGGAGGAGCAAAGACGGCAGAUAAAAAUACGUGUUUUCGAUACGGUUCUACAGCUUGAUUAAGUCUUAUGUGUUUUGUGACUUGAUUCUACUUUUCCUAUCAUUCUGUCAAACAUGUGUCAGUGUAAUGUCAGUUGUGACAGAACUUUUAGGUUAUAAUACGAUAAAAAUAUAAACAACGUUUUUUAAACAACACAUUAAAAAUGGAUUCUGAAGAGAAUAUUCAUAGAUUAGAGGCAAGCACAAGUACGAAAGGAGGACUGAUUGUGAAAAAGAAGCCCCCAACGUUUAAAGUACCCCAACCAUCUUUAUUUGGACUUGAUAAACUUGCUGCACAGAAGCGUAAGGAAAAGGAAGAUGUGGCGAGGAAAAUGUCUUUUAAUGUGGAUGAAGAGGACAAUGAAGACAAUGCACCGGGUUCUUUCAGAGGAACAUCAAAUAAAGAAAGGAAAUUCAGGACACCACAAGAGGAAACACCUACAUAUACAGGUGGUUUGACAAAAGAGGCUAAGGACAGAUUUAUGGAAAGACUAACCAAUGAUAAAUUUAAAGAAAAAGGUGUAUAUGCAAGUACCAAAGAUGAAAAAAGGAAUAGAGAUAGAGAACAUGAUAGAGAUCGUGAUCAUAGGAGGCACCGGGAUCAUGACAGAAGUGAGAGAGACCAUCAUAGAGAUAAGCACAGAAGUAGAAGUAGAGAUAAAGAUAGAGAUAGACACAAACAUGACGACCAGCACAGCUCAAGAAGAGAAAAAACACCUGCAUUCAAAGAUGAGCCAAGGACACCAAACUUAUAUAUCAAAGAUAACACAUCUAAAAGCACUUGGGAUGAAGAUGAUGAGCCUAGCUCUUUGAGGAGAUCAGACUGGGACUUUCCCACACCUGCUAGCUAUAAGGCAAGAGGUGAUUGGUCAGAGCACAGUAUAAGAUCUGCUAUGGAAAAAUCAGAUAGGAAAAGUAGUGUCAGACAACUGAAACAAGAAGAUGAUACGCCACGGCCUACGCCUGCGCACAAAUUCAACGCGUGGAUGAGAGACAGGAAGAAAACUGGAGCAACACCUGGAUUGGGCCAGGAAAAAGAUGGAGCUUUAAAAUGGGAUGCUACCGAUGAUAGAAGAGAUUGGGAAGCUGAGCAGAAGAGGCUAGAUAGAGAGUGGUAUAAUAUGGAUGAAGGAUAUGAUGAAGGAAACAAUCCAUUUGCUGGAGUGAGUGAUGAGUAUACUAAGAAAAAAGAGGAGCAGUUGGAACAAAGAAAGAAGAAAAGAUUGUCGGCUCAACAAAGACAGAUAAACAAGGACAAUGAAUUAUGGGAGAGGAAUAGGAUGUUAACAUCAGGAGUUGUACAUUCUGUUGACAUCAACGAGGAAUUUGACGAAGAAACAGUGGACAGGGUACAUCUGCUCGUCCAUAACAUUGUUCCACCGUUUUUGGACGGUCGCAUUGUGUUUACCAAACAACCAGAACCGGUGGUACCAGUUAGAGAUCCCACUUCUGAUAUGGCGAUGAUAGCUAGGAAGGGAUCGCAACUUGUGAGGAUCUACAGGGAACAAAAAGAAAGGAGGAAGGCGCAGAAAAAGCAUUGGGAAUUAGGAGGCACGAAGAUAGGAAACAUAAUGGGUAUAAAGAAAGAAAAAGAUGAAGACGAUAAAAGAUUCGACAAAGACAACGAUACGGCUGACUACAAAGCAGAUCAUAAGUUUGCAGAGCAUAUGAAAGAUACAGGAGAGGCAAGCAGCGACUUUGCCCGUAAGAAAACCAUACUCGAACAACGUAGGUAUUUGCCAGCGUUUGCGGUCCGUCAAGAACUGCUGAACGUGAUACGAGAGAACAGCGUGGUGAUCAUAGUAGGCGAAACUGGCAGCGGGAAGACAACGCAGUUGACGCAAUAUCUUCAUGAAGAUGGAUACAGCAAAUACGGAAUGAUCGGGUGCACACAACCUAGAAGAGUCGCCGCUAUGUCUGUCGCUAAGAGGGUUAGCGAUGAAAUGGGAACUCGAUUAGGUGAUGAUGUAGGCUAUGCAAUUCGGUUUGAGGAUUGUACUUCCGAAAAUACUGUUAUCAAAUACAUGACUGACGGUAUUUUGCUGCGAGAAAGUCUCAGAGAACCUGACCUUGAUCAUUAUAGUGCUAUCAUCAUGGAUGAAGCUCACGAAAGAUCGUUGAGUACUGACGUUUUAUUUGGACUUUUACGUGAUAUAGUCGCCAGGAGACACGACCUAAAGCUCAUAGUCACCUCUGCAACAAUGGAUUCCACAAAAUUCUCGAUGUUUUUCGGCAACGUUCCAACGUUCACCAUACCAGGUAGAACGUUUCCUGUAGAAAUACUCUUCAGCAAAAACGGCGUAGAAGACUACGUGGACGCGGCUGUGAAGCAGGCUUUACAAAUCCAUUUGCAACCGCCUUCUGGCGAUAUUCUCAUUUUCAUGCCCGGUCAAGAGGAUAUUGAGGUCACUUGCGAGAUUUUAGUUUUUCGUUUUUUGCAGGUCUUGGCCGAAAGGCUGUCUGAAAUUGACAACGCACCCGAGUUAUCCAUUCUUCCAAUCUACUCUCAAUUGCCCUCCGACCUGCAAGCGAAAAUCUUCCAGAGAUCUCCAGAAGGUGUAAGGAAGUGCGUCGUCGCUACCAAUAUCGCAGAAACUUCGCUUACAGUUGAUGGUAUCAUUUUCGUCAUUGAUUCUGGAUAUUGCAAAUUGAAGGUGUAUAAUCCUAGGAUUGGUAUGGAUGCUUUGCAGAUUUAUCCCAUCAGUCAGGCGAAUUCCAAUCAAAGAUCCGGCAGAGCUGGGCGUACCGGACCGGGACAAGCAUUUAGGUUAUACACGGAACGCCAAUACAAAGAAGAACUCCUCGUGACAACCGUUCCAGAGAUCCAAAGAACCAACUUGGCCAACACAGUUCUCCUCCUCAAAUCGCUUGGCGUACAGGACCUGCUUCAGUUCCAUUUCAUGGACCCGCCUCCGCAGGACAACAUUCUAAACUCCCUCUACCAACUAUGGAUCCUAGGGGCGUUGGACCACACUGGGGUACUGACAAAACUCGGGAGACAAAUGGCAGAGUUCCCCCUAGAUCCCCCUCAGUGCCAGAUGUUGAUCGUCUCGUGCGAGAUGGGCUGCACAGCAGAGAUCCUGAUUGUGGUGUCUAUGCUGUCGGUGCCGUCGGUGUUCUAUAGGCCGAAAGGGAGAGAGGAGGAGGCGGAUGGGAUUAGAGAAAAGUUCCAGGUACCGGAGAGCGAUCAUCUGACGUAUUUGAAUGUUUAUAAUCAGUGGAAGCAGAAUAAUUAUUCGUCACAUUGGUGUAACGAGCAUUUCAUCCACGUCAAAGCCAUGCGAAAAGUCAGAGAAGUGCGCCAACAGCUGAAAGACAUCGUCGUUCAGCAAAAAUUAGAAAUAAAAUCAUGCGGCACCGACUGGGAUAUCGUCAGAAAAUGCAUCUGCUCAGCGUAUUUCCACCAAGCUGCAAGACUAAAAGGCAUAGGCGAAUAUGUCAAUCUAAGGACGGGUAUGCCGUGCCAUCUACACCCUACCUCAGCCCUUUUUGGACUCGGCAACACGCCUGAUUACGUGGUCUACCACGAACUUGUCAUGACUGCGAGAGAGUACAUGAGAUGUGUCACAUCUGUGGAUGGUCAGUGGCUUGCAGAAUUGGGCCCAAUGUUCUUCUCUUUGAAGGAAUCUGGGAAAUCCGGCAGGGCCAAGAAGAAACAGGCGGCGGAACAUUUGUUGGAAAUGGAGAAUCAGAUGCAAAGGGCUCAAGAAGAGAUGAAGGCUCGCAAAGAGGCGGCAGAUAAAAAAGAGGCUGCACUCAAUAAAGGACAAGAGAUUGUUUCAGCUGGAGCCACUCCAAGGAGGACUCCGGCUAGAUUUGGAUUGUAAAAUAUGCAGGUUAACAGAGUUUGAUAAAAUUGUUUGUAUUGUGUAAAUAAAAUAUUGUUGAGACGUUAUUAAAAGUCAGUUGAUUGUCAUUCGGAGGUCGAAAACUAAUUUCUAGAUCGAUUAUUAAAAAGUAUCUGAUCCUAUAAACGGA
This is a messenger RNA of Acanthoscelides obtectus, 4018 nucleotides long. NCBI's taxonomy places the organism in Eukaryota, Metazoa, Arthropoda, Insecta, Coleoptera, Chrysomelidae. The record is from the annotation of a GenBank genome assembly.